AGGACCCACCGCACGCGCGGUGCCACGAAACACGUUCACUGAACGUCGUGGAAGUACAGUUGCAUUUGAUUUUGUAGAACUGGCCAGCCAAUAUAAUGCAAUGGAAACGCAGUACUGUUUACAUAUAUCUCAGGCUACAGAAGUUGCUUGUGGUUACUGCCCACACCCCUUUACCAUUUCAUUAUGAGUGAAAGUAAACGGUCAGACAACGGCAAUCUACCUAUUUUAACCAAAUCAUCAUGAUAAAUGUAUUAUUUAUCCACAUGAUUACUUCUCAGGCAUGGACAUCUGAUCCACUCAUUCUCAAUCGAUCAAUUAUUACAAGUUAAUUACGUUUUUAUGCGCCAUUUAUGUAAAUUACACAAAAUUUCGUAGACAGAUUAUACAAAUAUGAGCCACAUGCAACGGUUUUCGCCAUGCAAAUCGCUGGCGGUGUAAGGACACUUCGUCGCUCUGUCUAACGGAGCUGCGCCCAUCCGAGAGUCCUGGGGCAGCGCUGAGACCUGCACAUCUGGAGAGGACUUCCUGCAACAGCUGGCCAGCUGCUGUAAAUGUCGCAGACUUUCAUUGUUUUUGAUCAGCACGGUGAUUCUUAUGGAUACUAAGCCAGCUUUUUCGGUAAUAUUGGACUAGGACUUAUACGUUCGCCUGCCAACAUUAUCUACGCACCAGCUUUGAUGUCACAUGACGAAGAAUGGCUUUGUUGAGAAGAAUCAACUGGAUCCUCCUGACACUGCUGACCCUGAUAGUCUGUACCAUCCUGUACAAGAGGGUGCACAGACCUCAGCAGCGAUCGUCUCACACAGGGCCCGUUCCAGCCACGGUCCCCUCGGAUGUCAGGGAUGAGGUGUCGGAGGUAGAGGGCGUGAUCCCGGUGGCGAUCUGCGCGGCACAGGAGCGCGUCGGCGCCACCAUGGCAACCAUCAACAGCGUGCGCAGGAACACGGAUGCCAGCUUGUUCUUCUACAUCAUCACCCUGCAGGACGCCGUGCAGCACGUGAAGGAUUAUAUAGAAAACUCUGCUCUGAAGGACAUCAAGUAUAAGAUUGUGGAGUUCAACCCCAUGACUCUGAAAGGAAAAGUGAGACCUGAUUCUACCCGGCCAGAACUCCUCCACCCACUCAAUUUCGUGCGUUUUUACCUGCCGCUGCUCGUCAACCGGCACAAGAGGGUCAUUUAUUUGGACGAUGAUGUCAUUGUGCAAGGUGACAUCCAGGACUUGUACCAGACCAGGCUGGAGCCAGGCCACGCAGCAGCCUUCGCCAGCGACUGUGAACUGCCAUCCACUCACGAGAUGGUGCGCAGCAUCGGAAUGCAGACGACAUACAUGGGCUUCUUGGACUACAGAAAGCAGGAAGUGAGAGACUUAGGAAUCAACCCCAAUGACUGCUCCUUCAACCCCGGGGUCUUUGUGGCCGACGUCGAGGAGUGGAGAAGGCAGAAGAUCACCAAGCAGCUGGAGAAAUGGAUGCAGCAGAACUUCAGGGACAACCUCUACAGCAGUGCAAUGGCGGGUGGCGUGGCCACUCCGCCGAUGCUGAUCGUCUUCUACAGGAAAUACACAGCUCUCCAGCCACUCUGGCACGUCAGACACCUGGGCUGGAGUCCCAACACCCACUACCCAGAGAAAUUCCUGGAGGAAGCCCACUUACUGCACUGGAAUGGACGAUUCAAGCCUUGGGACUACCCAUCUGUGCACAGGGAGCUUUGGCAGAAAUGGUACAUUCCAGACCCCACAGGAAAGUUCUUACUGGUACGACCCAACAGAUGAGUGUGUCCUUCUGGUCCCCUUGGCAGAGCUGAGCUGCUCAUCUGCACAUAGUUGCAAAAGUUAAUUCUCUGCUUCAGUUUCCUAUUGUGCGUGCAGAAAACUCAGGGGGAACCAGCCCGUUUUCGGAAAAAAUUAUGAAGUAUGUUCCAGUCCGUCUGUAGGUUUCAGAUAUAAAAACCAGUAGACAAACACUACGGUUUCAUACUGACAAAGAUCACCAAUAACUAAUAAUUAGAUUUUCUGAUUAACACCGUUGUGCUUUGGGCUCCUGCAUUUCCUGCACUUUAUUUGGCUUACAUGGACAAAUAGAUGGGACGUCAGUAUAUAUUUCCAAAAGUUUAUUACUGUUCCUAGUUUUUCAGAAAGUGUUUAUUUAUACAUUACAUCACUCUGCUCAUGAUGUACACAAACACACGACAGCUGCCAUUUUGAUUCCAAGCACCAUUUUCAAAUUCGGCACACAGGAAGUCUCCACUGUAACAACUGGUGGUGAGAUGAACUCACAUCCCCACUGGCACGGGGCUGGUACUCUGUCUAACCUCAGAAACAAACAGCUGAACACAAAAGCGCUUAAAAAUAACAUAAAAAAUAAAAAAAGGGCUACGAAGCCAGUGCUUUACAUCUACAUUGUUCUGCAAUAAUCAGAUCUCAGUGUGACCUUAAAACUUCCAGUUGAAAUGCCUUAAAAACAGGACCCGCCGAUCCGCUGCCCUCAGCAGCAUUUCCACCCGACCUCCCUGUGUCCUGCAUCCGCAGCGUUACGGAUAUCACUCAAACAUCUGGUCAUGCUUGCCUAAUGAACCAUAAUUGAUUUACAUGGACCCCAUAUUCUUUUUAAAAAAAUCUUUAAAAAUUUAAAAUGCCAAAAACCCCCAGAAUGCUCAGAUUUUACACAAAGAAAGUCUUUACCUAGCACAAAAUACAGAUAAAAUGUUAACUCAGAGGGAGGAAAGUAUGCAAAACAGUGCAUUCCAGGCCCUAAAAAGGCUAAUUUAGCUGUUCUUACUAAACUGCAGUGAGGGCAGAGCCUGCAUAGACAGUCAGAUGCACACUGCAGCCUGUAGCGCUCCCCCUUACUGUUAGCACACGGAACAGGAACUCAGCUAAUGCCAUGCUCAUUUUAAAAACCACUUAGAGUUUCGAAAGGCACUGCAUUUUU
Messenger RNA from Paramormyrops kingsleyae, 2930 nucleotides. RefSeq names its product glycosyltransferase 8 domain containing 2 (gene glt8d2). Gene Ontology annotation, molecular function: glycosyltransferase activity. Lineage: Eukaryota; Metazoa; Chordata; Actinopteri; Osteoglossiformes; Mormyridae. Gene Ontology annotation, cellular component: Golgi apparatus. The record is from RefSeq and is a predicted model, not a curated record.